AAUCAUAACAAUUUUAUUUAUUAUAUUAUUUCAAGUUCAAGUUUUUACAUUAAAAAAAUUCGGAAAAAUUAUCGACGAAAAAUAUAAAGGAAUAUUAUCUUCCUGCUUCAAUAAAAUUUUCUAAAUGGCCUCACCAUUCUUAAAGGAUAUUCAAGCUUUUUCGAAAAAAAAGUUAAAAAAAGUUCAAACCAAAGUGAUCACAGCCGAUGGACAGAGACUCGUAGAAACUAGAGAUGCUCAGGGCAACAUAAUAGUUACAGCAGAGGAUGGAACGAUCAUUCCUAGCCAAGCCGCUCCACCUGAUAAAAUAUCAGCACCCAAACCAAAGGUGACAGAUGAUAAAGCUGUUAAUGGAGACGCUGAAGCUGAAACAGAAGACAUCAAUGACAAUAUUAAAUCAGGGUUGGACAGGAGUAGACUGGACAGGCAAGCAAGUUUAGAUAUGAUAAAAUCUUCAACAAGCCUUAAAAAUAGGAUGAACGCGUUUGGCGGGGGCGCCCCCAAGUCCAAAGACGAAACAAACGAGACGCCUAAAAAGGUUCCUCUACCAAAAUCUCCCAAUAAAAUAGUUCUUCCCCCAUCUGUUACAACUCCACCAAUUGCCCAAACAAAAUCAAUGCCUCCUCCCGCAAAUAAAUUAGCUCCAAAAAAACUCUUCAAACAAGAUAACAUUGCAGAACCCAAACCCACUGAAAGUGUCAAGAAACCAUUCCCGUCAAAAAUGCCUAGUCCUAUACAUGAAGUUUCACCACCUAGUAGGAAACAAUCUGAAGAGAUUCCCCAAGAUGCCAUAAGUAAACGUAUGUCCGGUGGCAAGCAGUGUAGUGAGGUUCUGCCUGGCAUAGUUAUGGGUUACAGAGAUUUGAAAGAAAGAUUGCCCAAUCUCGAUAUGGGAAUUACACACGUGCUAAAUUUCCUUCCUCGUUUAACGUUAGACAACUCUAGUCAAAAAGAUUUUAUUUACAAAAAGGUUGAAAUUCAAGACAAUCCAUUGACAGAUAUAAGACAAUUUUUUCCAGAAUGCUUUGAAUUCAUAGAUAAGGCUUUAGCCUAUAAAACAGAAUCGGGGCAGAAUGGCAAGGUUUUGCUAUUUUGCACCGAAAACGAAUACAUAUCAUCGUGUAUAAUGAUAGGAUACAUGAUAAAAUUCCAGGGUAAAAAAUAUAAAGAAGCCUUCGAUUUUUUACACGAAAAAAGACCGAACGCCAAACCAGGUGAUAACUUCUUACGCAGGCUCAAGCAUUUCGAGAAAGAUCUAGAAGAGGAAUCGAUGUGGGACAAUUUGGAAGGUGAAGAUAUGGAUGCCCUUGCCAAGGCGUUGGAUUCCGAUUUGGACAACGAAAUCGAAGAAAAGAAAGAAACCAACGAGGACAAUAAAAACGGCAAUAAAUCUAUCAAGCCCAAAGUAAUUUCUAAUGCACCACCCGCUCCUCCUAUUAUUAAUAAAAAAGAUCAUAUUACUACCACUAACACUAACAAGCAACCAGCUUCAACUAAUAAGGACUCUAAGGAGUCUAGUAAUAAAUCACUCGUACCCCCACCCCCUCUUCCUAAGGAUAAUAAAAAACCUUCCAGUGAUUUGCCGCAUAAAACGUUACCUUCUAGUACUCAAGAAAAAGAUGUAAAAUCUAAGAUAGCUAGUCCUUUGUCUGCCAAAAAAGAAGAGGUUACAAAAACAGCGAAAUUAUCCCAGCUGGGAGGGUACAAGCCCCCUUGGGGUUAAAUGCCGCGAACAUCUCAGAAAAAUCUCAUAAAAAACGUUCUUCUAGUUCAUCAUCAUCAACCUCAUCUAGUAGUUCAACCUCUUCAUCUAGUUCUUCAAGUUCAUCAAACUCUAGUCAUUCAUCUGAUAAUAAAACAAAAUCUAAAAAAUAAAUUGUUUAUUUCUGUGUUGAUGAAAAAGGAAACAAAUUGUUCGAUUACUUUUUAGAUCUUGUUGUAAAAAAACAAUAAAAUUCCAAUUUAUUUUUUGAUCCACAUUAUAAUAAAAUUUAAUUUAAUCAUUUGUUUAAAAUAUUAUAUUUUUUUGAAUACCUUUAAAUCAUUAAAUUGAUUAUAACAAGGCGCG
Molecule: messenger RNA, 2068 nt
Organism: Gordionus sp. m RMFG-2023
Lineage: Eukaryota; Metazoa; Nematomorpha; Gordioida; Chordodea; Parachordodidae
Product: MAP kinase phosphatase with leucine-rich repeats protein 1-like
Exons: 9
Coding region: 125-1723 (532 amino acids)
Biological process (GO): regulation of MAP kinase activity; protein dephosphorylation; negative regulation of MAPK cascade
Cellular component (GO): cytoplasm
Molecular function (GO): JUN kinase phosphatase activity; actin binding; MAP kinase tyrosine phosphatase activity
Source: RefSeq, a predicted model, not a curated record